This is a messenger RNA of Mercenaria mercenaria, 2245 nucleotides long. RefSeq lists its product as uncharacterized. The coding region runs from base 1515 to 1823 and encodes 102 amino acids. The transcript is spliced from 3 exons. The record is from RefSeq and is a predicted model, not a curated record. NCBI's taxonomy places the organism in Eukaryota, Metazoa, Mollusca, Bivalvia, Venerida, Veneridae.
AAAUUAUAGAAAUAAACAAAGGGCCAUAACUUACUAAAAAUUUGUUGAACCAGUCUGAUUUUCAGGGGGACACAACUAGGGUACCAAUACAUCAUUCUGACAAAGUUUGGUCAAAAUCCCCCUGGUAGUUUCUGAGGAGAUGCGAUAACGAGAAAUUGUUAACGGAAGGACGGACGGACGGACGGAAGGACGCCGGACCACGGACGCAGAGUGAUUUGAAUAGCCCACCAUCUGAUGAUGGUGGGCUAAAAAUACGGGAGAAAAAGUCUCCGGCGGGAAAUAUGGCAUGUAUGUGAAGAUUUAUUUUCAAAUUGGUAAUUAAAUCCACAUUUUUUUUCGAUACAGGUAUCACACGUGCUGAUUACAAGAAAGCUGUAGAUGAAGACAGGGACCUUCAGUUUAUUUGCACUCCAUGUGAGUCCCGGUUGCCACCAGAAGAUGAGGAGCCAGGAGAUGAAGUGAAUGAAACACCUGAGGUAAUAAUAAUAACCACAAUUUGAAGAAUUUUGUUUCACACUGAGUAUAAUAGGUAGAAAAUACACUGAAUGAUAAAUUAUACUUUACCCUUAUGCUGGAUACAAUUUAUCUGCCUUUGUGAUCAGUGCAGAUCAUGAUCAGCCUGCACAUCCCUGCAGUCUGAUGGGUAUUUGCAUUUUUCGCCAUUCAGUCAGUUUCUUUUAGGUUAAUUUACAAUUAUGAAGAGAUUAGCUGUAAAAUUGAAAUCUCUGCCUCUUUUGUAGAAUUAAUUCAUUAUUAAAACAAAAAAUAAAAAAUUUUAGGUCCUAUGUUUUACUUAUUGUUGUUACAGGUAGAGGUAAUGGAUGUUGAGGCUGAACCAGGUAGUGAUGACAGGGUAGACCAGCUCAAUCAAUCCUUUACGGUACCUGAAGAUGAGGAAUCCAAUGCUUCCGAAGACCGUGACAUUGAGGCUGACCAGAGUAUUGAGAUUGAAACACCCAUUGAACCAGGAGUACAAGAAAGGUAAAUUAAUAAUCAUAACAAAUGAUAAGUAUUUAAAUAUGAUGAUGACUGAUUAGUGACUGAUAUGAUGAAAAGUAACCUAUGAUGAUAAUUAUGAUAACCUAUUACAUUUUCAUUCUGCUAAAUGAAAAUGUUGUUAAUUAUCUUGUUGAAAUGGUGAUAACAUUUUCACAUUAUUUCCACACAAAAUUGUGACAAAAAUAUUGAUGAGCAGCUAGUAACCUAUGAUGAUGAUGAUAACCUAUUACAGUUUCAUUCUGCUAAAUAAUAAUGUUGUUAAUUAUCAUGUUGAAAUGUGACAAAAAUAUUGAUAUUUUAGAUCCUUUAUUGAGGAACCUCUUUCUGAGUCAAUAAUUGAUGAGCAGCCUGUAACCUAUCAUCUACUUCCAAAGGGCAGCAAGUUUGGUAACCCUAUCCUUGUAGCUACAGAUGGCUAUGCAUACAGUUUGCUGAAACAGCUGAAGAAUGGAGGAACGGUGUGGCGAUGCAGUGUGCGCAGCAAGGCAUGUAAGUGUCAAGCUAAGGUAACCGGAAUGGGUGAAGAGUACAGGCGAAACAACACUGCCCACUCCCAUACAGCUGAUCCCAGUCUGCUCUACAAGAAGGAACUGGACAUUAAGGUGAAAGAUGAGGCUAGUCGUCAUGUGUUCCGUUCUGCUUGUGAUAUAGUGAAGACAGCGAUGAGUGAUCGAGGGCAGCUUCCAAACCCACCAAAGGUGACCAAUAUGCAGAGGAAGGCCAACAGACAUCGUCAGAGGCUGAAGCAAGAAGGUCUGAUGCCAAGAUAUUUGAGUACUGGGAUGAUUACUCAGCAAAGAAGAUAUCCGCUACCUCCUUGCUGAGGAGAAUUAGUAGAGUGUACUGUACGGUCCUGCAGAGUAUGUAGUAUGAACAUUAAAAAGGAAUUCAUGUCAGUGGUGAUUGAAUUAGGACUGGAUAUGUGAUAUUAAAUUAAUCAAAUAUUUUUUUUCAGAAGUACUUACUUAUGUGUCAGUGAUUACAUCAGGACUAACUUCACUGUGAUAAUAUGUGUAUGAAAGUGGUGAUACUUGUUAAAAAAAAUAUGUGCUAUUAAAUAUAAAUUUUUUUUUUUUCAAAUUUGCUUAUUUUUGAUAGGAAGAUUUUAAUAAUGUAUAAUAUAAUAAAAUAUAUGAAAAAAACUAGUAUUUCCUUAUUAAUUCAUUAAUGAAUUAAGAAUGACGCUGUCUGUCUUUAGUUACACUUUGUCUGGAAUGUAGAAUGUGUAUCAAGUGUCAGUUGUAAA